GGUAGAAAUUGUUUCGCAGGCGGCGGUCUAGAGGCUGAACAACUUCUAGUACAUUGCCUCGUCUCCUUUCCUCAUCAAAGUUAUAUUCCUUCAAAAACUUGCUCGGCUUUAUCAACAUGUGGGUGGUUUAUUGAAUUAUUCGAAAUUUCUGAUGCCAUGCUGUUUCAGUUACAUCAGAAAUUGGAGAAGGAGUGGCAAAAACGGUCCGGUUGCGAACGACCUUCAGAGUGUCUGCCCGUGAAACGUUUUCUUCAGUCUGAAACAUUAAUCAUAGUUAUUCUAUGUACAUUUUUGUUGUUACAAGCUGUUUUAUUAAUUGCGAGUAUUGUUCUCUGCGAACAUCGUUCUCAUGUGGAACGUAAAAAGCUCCUCGAGCAACGUGACGAAGACGACGACUGA
Molecule: messenger RNA, 399 nt
Organism: Angiostrongylus costaricensis
Lineage: Eukaryota; Metazoa; Nematoda; Chromadorea; Rhabditida; Metastrongylidae
Source: the annotation of a GenBank genome assembly